AUGGAAGGGAGGCAGAAAGAGUGGAGCGGAAAGGCUUUGAUGUUAAUGGGUCUUCUUCUUGUGAGCUUCGUCGGGAAAAUCGCAUCUCUUUCGGUGACCGUAAACGACAUCGAAUGCAUAUACGAGUACGUGCUCUACGAAGACGACACCGUUUCGGGGAACUUCGUGGUGGUCGAUCACGAUAUUUUCUGGGGCAGCGAUCAUCCCGGCCUCGAUUUAAUCGUGAGUUCCUCUUUUCCCAAAACGCAAUUGCAUAGAGAACAUCUAGACCCUAUAAAUGUUAAAAUUGCUGAGCUUAGAGAGGCAUUGGAGUCAGUUACAUUAGAGCAGAAGUACUUGAAAGCACGUGAUGUUCGGCAUCGUCAUACAAAUGAGAGCACAAGGAGGCGUGUUGUGAUGUAUACAGUGGGAGAGUAUAUAGCGCUGGCUGCUGCGAGUGCUUUGCAAGUCGUAUACAUUCGCAAGCUUUUUAGCAAAUCUGUUGGAUACAAUCGGGUUUGA
Prunus armeniaca (apricot) is the source of this 501-nucleotide messenger RNA. The record is from the annotation of a GenBank genome assembly. Lineage: Eukaryota; Viridiplantae; Streptophyta; Magnoliopsida; Rosales; Rosaceae.